Molecule: messenger RNA, 4035 nt
Organism: Ogataea haglerorum
Lineage: Eukaryota; Fungi; Ascomycota; Pichiomycetes; Pichiales; Pichiaceae
Exons: 1
Coding region: 1-4035 (1344 amino acids)
Cellular component (GO): endoplasmic reticulum
Molecular function (GO): UDP-glucose:glycoprotein glucosyltransferase activity
Source: RefSeq, a predicted model, not a curated record
AUGAGAGCACUUGGUAUCGUCUUUAGUCUGAACUUUUGGGUAUUGACAUUGGCGGAGUAUGUCAAUCUCCAGAUGGUAGGUUCGUGGGACCAGACUCCAUUCAAGCUGAAUGUUCUCGAGACGUUCAGCGCGCACAACGAGAGCCUGUAUCUUCCUUUAGCUCUCAAGCUUAUUGGCAUUGUGUACAAAGAGGAGGAAGUCGAACUGGAGGACACAACUUUGUCGGAUGAGGACUAUUUCAAGUACGCGUGUUCUUUGGUGAAUGCUGACGAUCUGGGAUUUGUCGAGGCAGACCUGGCUCUGAGAACGCAUUCGCCUCGAAUUGUGGCUCAUUUUCAGGAGGAACACUCGUCAGAAUGCGAUGACGCGUGGCUCAAGCAGGAGAACAACGUGUACUGUAAGCCCGACGACGUGUUUGCAUUGAAAACAGCAUCCGAGGGUCAUGUGGAGCCAUUAACGGCAUUUGACCGAGUCAUUGGCAACACGGAUAAUGUGUUCGUACUUUAUGGUGAUUACGAAUCUGCAAAGUUCCGCCAUUUCUUUGCCAAUCUAUAUGAAUUUGCUUCUUCUGGCAGACUUGGCUUCGCUUGGAGAUAUACACGAAGAGACGAAACCAAGAAAGAAGUUCUAGCAGGUUUCGGAGUUGACCUGACGCUGAAAAGAACGGACUACAUUGCUAUCGAUGACAGGGGAUUCACCGAAGAACAGCGGUCGAAGCUCAAGUUCGAGACGGAUCAAGAGGCCGCGGAUCCUGUGGAUGAUUUCGUUGAUCGACACAUGGAUGAUAUUAAGAAACUGUCUCAAUAUCAGAUGAAAGGGCUUGUUGGAAAGUUAGUGAGCUAUAUCACCAAAAAGGGGUCAGGUUUGGGGCUGUUUAGAAAGAUCAUGCUUGAUUUUCCAAAGUACGCGUCUUAUAUCUCUCUCCAAAAUGAGCCUGAGGAAAAAACCAUGGACUCUCCAAAUGUUCCGACAGGCAUGUAUAUUAAUGGAGUCCCUGCAAGUGAGAAGUUUCUUAGCGUGUUUGAGAUACUGAGAAGACUCAAGCAGGAGAAGCUCAUAAUUGAUAACCUGUCCUCGGUGAACGUGGAUAAAAAUGAAGCCAAGAAUAUGUUAUACAGAUUCGCAAAUGAAUCGGUGGUGGCUGCGGCCCAUUUGCCCCGGUACCAAACGAUGGAUCACCCGGGAAUCAUAUUUUUCAACGAUCUUGAAAAUGACCCAGAAUAUGCAGAUCUCCAAAAUCCUCGACUGGCUUACAAGUCAGAAUGGAGCGGAAGAAAAAUUCCUCCUGCGAGAGAAAAUGUCCAUGAUGUAGUGUUUGCCAUCAAUCCUACUGACCCAUUGCAACUUCAAUACUCAUUAAUGAUGAUCAAUGCUAUCCUGAAAAAUUUGAUACCUCAGAGAGUGGGCAUUGUUCCGCUAGCGAGAACUGAGGAGGACCAGAUAGUCACUGAGCAACUAGUGAAAAUCUUUGAAACUUCCGGACCAACAGACGCCCUGAGGUACUUGAUUUUGGUGCACGAAGUGAUCAACUCUCCGGGUGUGGGCAUCGACGCACUCAAGCAAGUCGACGUUUCAGAUAAAGACGAGCUGCUCCGUGACUUGGAUUCUUUCAAGGACCAAUUUGCCCUACGAUCGCAACCGUAUGUUAUAAUCAACGGCAUAUUCAUAGAGUUCAGCCAAAACUGGCAGUAUGCUAUGAGCGAGCAAAUCACGGCUGAUAUUCUUUUCCUCAACUCUGAACUAAGACAGAGAAAAAUACCAAGAAAAGUCACCCUAAAAGACUACCUUCGACAAGGAGCCCUGGCAAGGCGUGAUCCUUACUUGAUUCCAGAGACCCUAGACAGACUGCGAUCCUCUUACAUUCCUGCACCGACAUACGAGACCUACAAAUUACUGAAAAGAUUCGGAGGAGAGGACAAAAUAGUACUCAAUGUCGUUGGUAAGCUUUCAUCAAGGAAAUUCAGGACGCAAGCUGCUGAAGCGCUGAAAAGUGGAAUCGACUUGCGUAUUAUUGAUGUUUCGAAUUCACCAGAAGCAGAAACACUUACUAAGCUAUUGGACGACGCGAAGAGCGCUCUUGUAUUUUUGGACGGAGAGUUCGCACCUAAGCCAACUGACGAGUCAAUACUGUCAACGGUUUCCAAAUGUUUUGGUAUUGAUGAUUUCACUGACGAUGACGAAAUUUACCUGAUUCUAAACGGACGGCUGAUAGACUUAGAGGAUAGAAAGCCAGUCAGUGCAGAUGAUCUUCAAAUCUUGCUGAAACGAGAAAAAAGCAUGCGACUGAAUCUACUAGAUCAGGAUACCCAAAACUUUGAGUAUAAGUCUUGGGUUGUCACAUCCUCCUUCUAUUAUGACGACGGCGACUUCAUUAUAUCUGGUUUGCUCCCCAGAUACGACUUUUCCAAAGCGGAUCCUUUCAUUGAACAGGGCACCGGAUAUAUCGACGCUGACUUAGUUAUUGAUCCACUCAACGAGCAAGCACAGUCCAUCUUAGCGCUAAGCGAAGUGUUUGAGAGGUUCGACUUUGUUCGCUCCAGAAUAUGGAUCAAACCUUCAGAAAAAGAAGAGCUUACAAUCAAGCGUCUUUAUCGUGGCGUUUUCCCAACCUCUGUCCAGUUUGAGGAAGACGGGACUGAAAAGCGUGAUUAUUCUGCUUUUUUCGACGACGUUCCCGAGAAGACACUAUUCACAGCAGAUGUUGACGUGAUCCCUUCGUGGAUCGUCUCAAUCAAGGAAGCUAACACUGAUCUCGAUAACAUCAAACUGGAUAUUUCCGGGUCAGUCGAUGCCGUCUACGAGCUGAAGUCGAUCCUGGUACAGGGCCAUGCUCGUGAAGGAGUUGAUGCCAUUGCUCCUCUUGGGUUGGGAUUCCAGCUUCUGGGUGCAGAUGGCGUGUCUGUGUCAGACACAAACGUGAUGGCAAAUUUAGGGUACUUUCAACUGAAGGCCAACCCUGGUUUGUGGACGCUGAGCACGAAGAAGAUUGUACCGGAUGUGGAGUUCGAGAUUGACGCAAUUGACACCGAGUUCAAGACCAAGAUACUACCCCGCCGUCCGGAGAAAGUUGCCAUACUAGACCUGACAGGUGCCAUGCUGUACCCUGUUGUUUCGAGAAAGAAGGCGUCCAAUAACCUUGUGUCGGGAGUCUCGAAUUAUUUGAGCUCUUUUUUCAAACCCAAGCAGGCCGAGAUAAACAUUUUCACUGUUGCCAGCGGACAUCUCUACGAGCGCUUCCUAGGGAUUAUGACAGCAUCUGUGAUGGCUCACACAAAGCACAGUGUCAAGUUUUGGCUGAUCGAAAACUACAUGUCUCCCAAGCUGAAAAAGCACCUGCCUUUACUCGCGAAGCAUUAUGGAUUUGAUUACGAACUGGUCACCUAUAAGUGGCCAACGUGGCUCCGCGGUCAGAGAGAAAAACAGCGCACAAUAUGGGGAUAUAAGAUCCUGUUUUUGGAUGUUUUGUUCCCGCAAGACUUAGAGAAAGUCAUCUUCGUUGACUCCGACCAAAUUGUGAGAACUGACAUGAAGGAGCUUGUGGAUUUGGAUUUGAAGGGCGCCGUUUAUGGUUUUACUCCAAUGUGCGACUCGCGCAAAGAGAUGGAAGGCUUCCGGUUCUGGAAACAGGGCUACUGGAAGACCCUGCUGGGAGACAAUCUGAAAUACCAUAUCAGUGCUCUGUAUGUGGUUGAUCUUAAAAGAUUCCGUCAGAUUGCAGCGGGAGACAGGUUGAGACAACACUACCAGUCUCUUUCUGCCGAUCCGCACUCCCUGAGCAAUCUCGAUCAGGACCUUCCUAACAAUUUGCAACACACCAUCCCUAUCUACUCGCUUCCUCAGGAGUGGUUGUGGUGCGAGACGUGGUGUGACGAUGAGAGUUUGAAGAAAGCGAAAACAAUUGAUCUAUGCAAUAAUCCGUUGACCAAAGAGCCGAAGCUCGAGAGGGCUAGACGGCAGAUUCCAGAGUGGACCAAGUACGACCAGGAAAUAGAGAACAUCAUCAAAGGAGACCCUGUGACUCACGAUGAACUCUAG